AUGGAAAAGGUUGAAAUUCAUCAAGUUGAUCAUGAGUUCAGUUCUGAAUUACUUCCUAUCGAUAGCGAAUUUAGAUUGGACAACGACAAAGUUGAUCAUAAUAACGAAGGAUGUAUUGAUGAAAUGAAAUUGAAAGAAGAACCCGUAAAGUUUUAUUUAAGAAAUUUGGCGCGGAAUUACUAUAGCUCUCUCAAGCAUCAGUUAAUGUUUUGUGAAAUCAACCCAGAAUACGUUCGAAGUCCGGUAGAAAGUAGUAUUGGUAUUAUUAGAUUUAGUAUAGAUCACGUAGAGCCAUCAGACCUUAUGCAAGAUAAAGAAGUUGUGUCAUCAUCACAGAAACCAAAAGAUCUAAUAAGUUCACGUGCAAAGAAAUGGCAUGAACUUCCAGAUGAUAUGAAGGAAGAAAGCAAAACGUCUACGACAAUAUACUCUCAAAACCAAUCGGGAAGUCAACUCGUAAAACCCGGAAAAGACGAAAGUGAACUUUUAACUGUUGAUAUUCCGAAAUUUUUUCUGAGGCCAGUUAUUCCAAUUGUGACGAUGACACAAAUUCAAUAUAUUGAUUUUGCCCAACAUAAACUUCAAAUGUUGGAAAGAUAG
Messenger RNA from Funneliformis caledonium, 600 nucleotides. The record is from the annotation of a GenBank genome assembly. NCBI's taxonomy places the organism in Eukaryota, Fungi, Glomeromycota, Glomeromycetes, Glomerales, Glomeraceae.